AUGCCUCCCAUACCUGCUUCGGACACUCCAAGAAUAGUGAUAUACUAUCAGACGCAGCAUCACCAGGAUGGCACGCCUUGCUCCAUACUGCCGAUUAUAACGCAGCCCGAUAUCGCAGUGACACACGUCAACCUGGCCGCAAUCCACCUGAACGACCCUCCGGGAAACAUACACCUAAACGACCAUGCCCCUUCCGAUCCCCGCUACCUCACCCUCUGGGCGGAGCUCCGCGUGCUCCAAGCCUCUGGCAUCAAAGUCCUGGGCAUGCUAGGCGGCGCUGCAAAAGGCUCCUUCACCCGUCUGGACCUCGACGAUGCAACCUUCGAAGCAUACUAUAUACCUCUACGGGACCUUGUCCGCGAACGAAACCUCGAUGGCUUAGAUCUGGACGUUGAGGAGCCUAUGACUUUGGCGGGUGUAAUACGACUAAUUGAUCGGCUGAAAGCAGAUUUCGGGAAAGACUUCAUAAUCACUUUGGCUCCUGUGGCCGCGGCCCUGAUGUCCGACCGCCCUGAACAUAACCUCUCUGGCUUCAGCUACGAAGCAUUAGAAGUUAUGCGCGGUAAGGAUAUUGCGUGGUAUAAUACUCAAUUCUACUGCGGCUGGGGAGAUCUCAGUAAGACAGACGGUUACGACUUCAUGGUUGCGCGCGGAUACCCUGCAAACAAGAUCGUGAUAGGCAUGGUUACGAAUCCGGCGAACGGGAGUGGAUGGGUGCCGUUUGAGACAUUGCAGGGAGUCCUCAUCACGCUGAAAUCAAGAUACCCGGGCUUUGGAGGGGUGAUGGGGUGGGAGUACUUUAAUUCGCUGCCUGGUGACAGAGCAAGGCCGUGGGAGUGGGCGGCUUUCAUGACAAGAAAUCUGAGGAACUUACUUCCUAAGCCUGUGUCUGCAUCCGGUCCUCCUGUGUCUGCACCAGCUCCACCUUUUGAGAAGCAGAAUCCCUUCAUGUUGGUGGAUGAUGAACCGAAGGCCAAAGCAGAUGCGCCCGUACCGAAUGAUUUCGAGUACUAUACAGAUGGAAAUACCUCUGAAUGA
Messenger RNA from Drepanopeziza brunnea f. sp. 'multigermtubi' MB_m1, 1038 nucleotides. RefSeq lists its product as uncharacterized. The record is from RefSeq and is a predicted model, not a curated record. Gene Ontology annotation, molecular function: chitinase activity. Gene Ontology annotation, biological process: carbohydrate metabolic process. Lineage: Eukaryota; Fungi; Ascomycota; Leotiomycetes; Helotiales; Drepanopezizaceae. Gene Ontology annotation, cellular component: extracellular region.